Bradysia coprophila is the source of this 6050-nucleotide messenger RNA. RefSeq names its product Ubr1 ubiquitin ligase (gene Ubr1). The record is from RefSeq and is a predicted model, not a curated record. Gene Ontology annotation, biological process: ubiquitin-dependent protein catabolic process via the N-end rule pathway; protein ubiquitination. Gene Ontology annotation, molecular function: zinc ion binding; ubiquitin protein ligase activity. Gene Ontology annotation, cellular component: cytoplasm; ubiquitin ligase complex. Lineage: Eukaryota; Metazoa; Arthropoda; Insecta; Diptera; Sciaridae.
AGUGGUACGACGUUCUCGUGUGUUAAAAAUAUUAUAAGGUUUGUUCGUGUACCUCAAAUCCAUCAAAAAAAGUGAAAUUACAGUUUAACCAAUAAUUGGGAACAGUUGAAUGCGCCUUCGUGUUACGAAAGGCUUAUCGUUUAAUCCAAACAAACAUUGAUUACUUAUUGGUUUGCAGUGAUUUUCCCGUUUUUCGUGCAAAAUUGUAAUAUUUUCUUCAAAGACAAAAACAAAGAGAAAUACGCAAUUUUCUUGUUUUGUUUAAUUUUGUGUGUGAAAUUUUGACCAAUAAGGUGAAAACGAAAUAGUAAUUAACCACCAACAACAAUGAUCGGUCUGCAAGAGUUCGAGGGAACAUCAAUCGAACCACCAGAAAAGCCAUUAAAAAAAUGGAAAACGAAAUUCGAAGGGAACAUUUUGACGGCACAAGACUUCAUACAGUAUUUUCAAACCGCUGCUCCAUUUUUCUUUAAUGAAAACACAAAAAUGCAGAAAACCGUCACCAUCGAUCAAGCAGCUGAUUUUUCGGAUUUGGGUCGUUGUAGUUUUGACGAACAAGCAGCUAAAUGUGCAAUUAUUGAUGCAGUUGAAGAGUUCAUCUGUGGUGAUAAUCCCCAGACCGUACUGGAGAAACUGCGACUGGAAGGGAAUGUAUCCUCUGUGUGCGGACAAAUUUUCAAACUCGGCGAGCCCACUUACAGUUGUCGAGAAUGCGGCAUGGACCAGACGUGCGUUCUAUGCGUCAAUUGUUUUAAACAAUCAGCCCAUCGAAAUCACAAAUACAAAAUGGGCACGUCAAGUGGUGGCGGCUGUUGCGAUUGCGGUGAUGUUGAAGCCUGGAAACGUGAUCCUUAUUGUGAUGAGCAUAAUAUUAAGGAAGAGAAGAUUGAAAGUAGCAUAAUAACGGAACGUAUGCGUGAACGAUGUCUGAUUGUAUUCGAUGCGAUAAUGAAUUAUUGUGUGCGUUCGUUGGAAAUCGAAACCGACGGAAGUAUGCGCGGUUGUGAAGGCUUCAACGAAGAAGAUUUCUAUUGUACCGUUCUGUACAAUGACGAGACACAUACGUUCGAGCAGGUCAUACAAACCCUAACACGAAUCGUCGGUUGCAAUCAAAAGGAAGCCGUCGAGUACGUGUGCAGCAUUGAUCGCGAGGGUCGAGCCGUGGUGAAAUGCGCUACAUUUCAAGCGUGUUUGAAAUUGAAGCAAGACAUUGAGAAGCAGACGAUGCGCACUCAAAUGAUAACCAAAACAACGGCAUUAAAGGUAGCUGUACUGCAUAAGAAGGCUGUCGCAUAUCAACAAUUUGCAUUGCAAUUACUGUCCUGGUUUCAAGACUUUCUGUCCCGGCAUGCCGUUUUUCGGAAACUAUUUUGUGAAGUGGCUACCCAACAGACCAGCUACAAUUUGAAUCACAUUCUGCUGAACGAUUUUAAAUUGUGGAAAACGGCCCGUGCCAGUUGGCAUCGACUUCUAAUAUCCGGCAUGCUCAUGGAGUACGAAAAUAAGAAGACGCUGGCAAUACUGUUCACCAAACUCUAUCCGUCGUUGAUGCAAGAGUUCAUCCGUGACGAUCACGAACACUCGUUCAGUGUGGUCUCGCUGAGCGUACAAAUAUUCACCGUACCGACGAUUGCGCAGCAUUUGAUUGCACACGAAAGUGCAUUCUUCAAACUGAUGCACACAUUCUACUCCGAGUCGAUCGAGAAGUAUGUGAAGAAGAAGAUACUCCAGUUUGCCAAAAACACAGCCAACAUGAACGUAUUCAAACGAGCCGCGUACACCCUGUUCGAUUUGAAAUAUUUGCUGAGUUUCAAGCCGGACGUAUGGACGGAUGACUUGCGAAAGAACUUCCUUCACGGCUUUCAAAUUUUACUGAAACUCUUAAAGGAGAUGCAAGGUAUGGACAGCGUACAUCGCCAAACCGGCCAGCAUAUGGAAUACGAACCGGAAUGGGAAUCGGCCUUCAAUUUACACAUCAAAUUGGCACAUGUGAUAACACUGAUACUCGACUGGUGCAGCACGGACAAAGUGGUAUUGGUGAAAGUAUAUCGCAUGGUCCUGGCAAGUCUAAGCGAAAGUGAAUUCAUUGUGUCGCAAGCAACCAAAGAAGUGAAAGAGCUAGCCGAUCACAGUGCUACCUGUCUGAUGUAUGAUGUGUCGGCCAAGCAUGUGUCCAUUCAUUUGCCGUUGUCACGCUUCUUUGCCGGAUUGUAUUUGCAUUUAGAGAAGUUCGGCUUGAACUAUGAACUGGGCAUGGGCCAAGCUUCGCCGAGAACGACACCCGAUCUAAUCAUCGAACCGGUACUGUGCACGCAAACCAUGAUCGCUCAAGUGCACAGUGGCUUGUGGAGACGUAACGGAUACUCCCUGUUGAAUCAACUGUAUUUCUAUCGCAAUGUUCGUUGUCGGGCCGAGAUGCUCGAUCGAGACAUUGUUCUGUUACAAAUCGGAGCAUCGCUCAUCGAAAGUAACGAGUUUCUGAUCCAUGUUAUCAAUAAAUUCAAUUUGAUCAGUUGGGCGGCCGUAGACUUUGAAGUUGCCAGUUUGAUAAACCCCGAAGAGGAUAGUAUACGACAAAUCAUCAACAUGGUCGACGAAAUGCUGGAAACACUGAUCGUAAUCAUCGGUGAACGUUAUGUGCCUGGAAUUGGCGUCGUUACCGAGGUGGACAAAUUGAAGAAGGAAAUCAUUCAGCAGCUGUGCAUCAAACCUUUUUCGCAUUCGGAACUGAGUAAAACGUUGCCGGAAUCGCAGAAUGAGAAUGGAAUGGAAAGUGUUAUCGAUGCGGUGGCUGUGUUCAAGAAGCCAACCCAGUCCGACAAAAAAGGUGUGUACGAAUUGAAGCCCGAGUUCUUCGAGGACUACAACAUGUACUACUAUCACUAUACGAAAGAAGAGAAAUCGAAAUCGGAAGAAGCGCAACGUAAACGGCGCAAAGACAAAAAUGAUUUAGUUUGCUGUCCACCGCCGAUGUUACCACAAUUGACCCAGUCAUUUAGUUUAUUGGCCAAUUUACUGCAAUGUGAUGUAAUGCUGUUGAUAAUGCAAACGGUUUUGAAACGUGCACUCGACUUGAAAGCCAGAAGUUUCUCGGAUAGCCAUCUGCAAAAGGUGCUACAUUUGAUUGGAUAUGCUGUCCAAGAACAGAAGACCGGAUUUUAUCCAUUCUUUACGUUUUACGAUCGUGCAUCGAAAUGGAACAUUCUUCAGUUAAUGGAGGAACUGGUAUCCAGUGUUCGAGUCGAAGCACACCGCGACCUGUUGAUAUGGGCAGUGAAAGCAUACAAAGAUCUGCAACCACGAGCGUCUACCGCCGACGAAAUGGAAAGUGAAGAAAUCGUUGAACCGUCUAUGAGUGCCGCUGAAGUUGAGAAGGCCGAAAAAGAGGAACGGGCUCGGCUGGCAGCAGAAUGUCGUGCAAAAAUCAUGGCCCAAAUGGCCAGCGCUCAACGGAACUUCAUGUCAACGAACGCUGAACUGUUCGAAACAGCAGCUACGACCGCCGCAAAUCGACAGUGUAGCAUGGAAUGGUUAACGGAACCGUCUACGUACGACUUAAACAAUGCCUGUCUGGGGACCAAACAGAAACAGCAAGUAAUCGAGGAUCAACGUUUCACGUGCAUUUUGUGCUCGGAGGAGUCGACUGUGACCAAAGAUGGUCCGUGCAUGGUGUAUUCGGCAUUCAUUCAACAGUCGAAUGUAUUGCAUCACGACAAAUCCAGUAAUCCAUCACCACACAGUGGCUCAUGCGGACACGUAAUGCAUGCCAGCUGCUGGAAGGACUACUUUGACAAUGAAGUAUUGAAAGAGAAUCGACGACCGAAUAGAAAUCGCUCGCCCGGUAGUUUCAUUAUCGACAAAAAGGAAUUCUUAUGCCCGUUGUGCAGAUGUCUUAGCAAUGCUGUUCUACCAAUCACUCCAGCGUUGUGUCGCUUCAAUAAUCCGCCGAUCGAAGACCCCGAAGAUUACACGAGUUUCGAGGAAUGGAUAGCGUUCAUGAAGAGUUACAACACAGUCCUUCACAGCGUUGACGACAAUAUGCUGCAAAACAGCUUGGAUCACAUCGAACACAUGCCCAGCGUGACUCCAAUCAUCGAAGCGUCGACAACAACCGUAGAAAAGUUUUCCAGAAUUUGUAAGCCGUUGCAACGAGCGCUAAUAUCGGCUGAUUUGAAAAAUCUGUUGGAAGAGUUCAUUAAUUCGGUCCGUCGUGUGGCUCCAUAUCCAUACGCAUCGGUUGCAUGCGAGCCAUAUAUUGCCACAUGGCUGUCCUGUCUCUACACAAUCGAAACGUUGGAAAUGUAUUUGCGCGCUAUAAACAAGCCACUCAAGGGCCAAAUGUCCAUCAGACACGUCAGCUGCUUAUCAGGUUUGAUACGUGUCUGCGGUUUACUUCCGACAUGCAUCAGCGAUCAAAAUGCAGCCACACUGAUCAGCCAAUUGCGCAGCAUACUCGAUUCGAUAUUCGAUAAUCAAUCAUCGUCGGUGACCGAAUGGAACAUUUUCAAAAUGUUGGUGUCGCUGCUGUUCAUUACACCGUCAGUCAUUUACGCCAAAACACAGGAAUGCAGUGUGCCCAGUGGCAGUAUGUUCGACUUCUACUACCUGAAAUUGAUGUUCCUGGCCAAUUUAACAAAAAUAUUUUUGCUUAUGAAACUGGACCCGAGUGUGUUUGAGAUGGGUGGCGAAACAUCCAAUGAAUUUAUGGACGUGGACAAUGAUGCGUACGAUGGCGAUGAACUGAUUGAAUCUCCAUUAAUCGAUUUUUAUGUCAAAUUCAAUUGCUUCCAACGGGAAAAUGGUUCGACAACCGUCCAAGCGACAAGGAAACUGCAUGACGCAAUAUUAGAGAAUAUAAAGGCGGAGAGUUCCACAUUUUUGCGGUGCUCUUGUCUGCUGUUCCAUUUUAUGACUGAUGUGGAAUUGCCAGAUCAAUUAGCUAACGUCUAUGGUGAUACAUUUGAAGUGAUGUGCGAAUAUCUCGGACUUCACACCGACAUUGAAUCGUAUUUAUCGAAUAAGGAAUCGUACUCAUUUAUGUCUAGCCUAGCCAACCACAAGGAUAUCGAUAAUGUGGCAAAGAGCUUACGCGGCAACGGCGACUCCGUCGUUUAUCCAUGUGUACCUAACGUGAAACGUUUCAUCGAUCUACCAGAGGAGUACAGUGACCUAAUCAACAGCGUAUCGUCGUUUACCUGUCCCAACAACGAUCGCGACGACAAGCGUAAUCCAUCGAUGUGCUUAGUUUGCGGUGAUAUUUUAUGCUCGAUGACAUAUUGUUGCCAGAAGGAAAUGAUCAACAAUCAGACGGUUGGUGCGUGUACGUAUCAUGCACAUGAAUGUGGCGCUGGUGUCGGCAUAUUUUUACGGAUUCGAGACUGUGAAAUCGUUUUGCUCGGCCUGAGCAAGGGCAGCCUAAUGUCGGCGCCGUAUUUGGACGAAUACGGUGAAACGGAUCAGGGAUUGCGACGCGGCAAUCCGUUACAUUUGUGUAAGGAGCGUUUAAAUAAAUUACAUUUGAUGUGGCUAGGUCAUAGUCUGCAUGAAGAGAUUGCCCGUACGACGGAAAUAACGAAUAGUCUUAUUGCAACGCAAUGGCAUAACAUGUACCACCCACUCCACCCCCAUCAUUAUUUGUUUUCUUUUUUGGGUUUAAAACUUCAACAAUCAAAUUCAAACAAAAAUUAGCUGCUAAUUUUCGUACGUUUUAUUUCUUUCUUUCUUCGUGUUUCGAGUGUGCGUAAGAUGAUGAUUAGAGCUUAAUUUUUUACUCAAAACAUUUCUUCAACAACAACCAACAACAACAAAAAGUGAAACUAUAGAAAUCUUAAAAAAUUAAUUUUCUUGUUGUAUAAAAUUCGACGAAAAAUCUUAACCAGUCGCACUACAUUGUAGAUUAAUAUUUACUAUAAAUAACUACUUAUGCUCUGAAUGAUUAUUAUAUCGAUCCCAGGAGAAUUUAUUUAUAUUUAAGAAUUGUUUUUCUUUGAAUUUUGUAGUUAUUCAAAAAAUAAUAUAUUGAAAAUUGAGAGAUUAAAUGAAAAUAAAAA